Mytilinidion resinicola is the source of this 991-nucleotide messenger RNA. RefSeq lists its product as uncharacterized. The coding region runs from base 199 to 960 and encodes 253 amino acids. Lineage: Eukaryota; Fungi; Ascomycota; Dothideomycetes; Mytilinidiales; Mytilinidiaceae. The record is from RefSeq and is a predicted model, not a curated record. The transcript has a single exon.
CCAAAUGUUGUCGCCAUGAACAUGAAAGACGGAUGUUUGCACGGCGUGCCUGAUAGUAGAACUACGAUGCCAGUAUUUCAAACACGUGCAUGGACCUAUUAAGAAGCUUUGUUGUCUAAAAGAUGUCUCGUAUUGACAGAAUUCGGUCCCUUCCUUCACUGUGUUAAUUCUGAAGCGAGUGUUCCAAUCAACAGUAUCAUGAAGGUGGCAUCCCUUGGACCACAACUAUCCACGUUAGCCAUUUCGGCCCUUCGGGAACCCUUUCUCGCUACAUUUCCAGAAGUGCUACUCUCGACUCAGUCUAGCCGUGAUUUUCUUCAAGAUUUCACCUGGUCAGCAAACUUCACCAGUUAUACGGGACUAGUUGAACAAUAUUCGCAAAGAAAACUUUCUUAUCGAACCGAUGCGCUGAACGCGUUUUCAGGGAUCGUUGAUCUGUCUCAAGCUGGUACACCUCCAGAUUCUGAUCCCGACAGCACCCUGACCUUUGACGUGUUACAUUUCACGACUGAAACUACUAAACGGAGUUCGUUCUAUUUCACUUGUAUGCGAUUAGCGCGUGCACUGCCAUCGGGAAAGAGUAACUGUCUCCCAAAUUGGACUCCAUUGUUUGAAACCGAAUCUAUGACACGACAUUGCGGAAUUCUUUACGCCGGUGAUCGCGUGCCUAUAUUACAUCCUGAUGACGGCAGCUAUGAAUACAUUCUGCUUUCACGGAGUUUGUAUCCAGGAGACACAGCCGAGGGUAAACUCCCCCCAGAAUUCACUUAUGGCCUAAAAAUUAACAGAGCCAUCUCCGAUCAUGAGCUUUAUGAGCCUUCGAAAUGGUGUCUCUCCAACAUCAUGCUCAUCCGAUGGAAUACGAGCCGAACGCGUGCGGAGCGAAUUGCUAUUGGGCAGGUUCACGAAAAGGCGUGGGAAGACGCAAUGCCUCAGAAUAAUUACAUCGAACUCGUAUAGAGCCCCCACGUCAGCAUGCUUUGAAGUAUGA